Molecule: messenger RNA, 3903 nt
Organism: Ochlerotatus camptorhynchus
Lineage: Eukaryota; Metazoa; Arthropoda; Insecta; Diptera; Culicidae
Gene: Taf2
Product: TATA-box binding protein associated factor 2
Exons: 7
Coding region: 1-3876 (1291 amino acids)
Biological process (GO): transcription initiation at RNA polymerase II promoter
Cellular component (GO): transcription factor TFIID complex
Molecular function (GO): transcription cis-regulatory region binding; zinc ion binding; metallopeptidase activity
Source: RefSeq, a predicted model, not a curated record
AUGUCAUUGGAUCCGCAGUACCCAGGUUCGGAUCGGAUACAAAAUUUGAAAAAACAGCGGACAACGUGCGACCGUAUAAAUUAUAAGUAUCCUUGUUUCCUAUACAUUUUGACAUUUUGUUUUGAUUUCGUUGCUUUCUCCUUUACAGCGCAUCAGAUUCUCAGCUUGACCGGCAUUAGCUUUGAGCGGAAGAGCAUCAUCGGAUUCGUGGAGUUGACAAUAGUUCCGGUCAAGGAAACGCUAAAGAUCAUCCGAUUGAACUGCCGGCAAUGUCGUAUAUAUCGUGUGAUAUUGAACGACAGCUACGAAGCGACAUUUCACUACUUCGACCCGUUCCUGGACAUUUGUCAGGGUGAAAUUAAGAAUAAAUCGUUGGAGGUUUUCUCAAAAUGUCACCUGGAAGCUGCGAAGAAAACAGACUCGGACCACAAUGCGGGGGAGUUGGUGAUAGUUGUCCCAGAACAAGCAACUCAUUUAAUAGGGGAAGGACGGGGCUUGAGGAUUGGUAUUGAGUUUUCGCUGGAGGAUCCAUCCGGAGGAGUACAUUUCGUUAUUCCCGAAGGAGAAGGGACUAUAGAAGAACGAGCGGCACAUAUGUUUACAUAUGGUCAUGAGAACUCUUCGAGGCUUUGGUUCCCUUGUGUGGAUAGCUAUGCGGAACCAUGUACCUGGAAGUUGGAGUUUACGGUCGAUAAGAACAUGACGGCCGUUUCCUGUGGAGAACUGGUUGAAGUGGUUAUGACUCCUGACCUCAGAAGGAAGACGUAUCACUACACGGUGUCGGUUCCGGUAUCUGCUCCGAAUAUUGCCCUUGCAGUUGGGCCAUUCGAAAUCUACGUGGAUCCGCAUAUGCAUGAGGUGACACACUUCUGUUUGCCGCAGAUGAUGCCACUGUUGAAGAAUACUGUACGAUACAUGCAUGAAGCAUUUGAAUUCUACGAGGAAGCUCUAACGCAGCGAUAUCCGUUUACCUGCUACAAACAAGUGUUUGUGGACGAGAUCGAUAAUGAUGGAAAUGCGUACGCUACAAUGACGAUUCUGUCGACACAUCUGUUGCAUUCGAUUGCCAUCAUUGAUCAGACCUUCGUGUCCCGAAAGGUAAUGUCGAAAGCAAUUGCAGAGCAGUUUUUCGGUUGCUUUAUCACGAUGCAGAAUUGGUCCGAUGCGUGGCUGGCCCGUGGAAUUGCCGAGUACAUGUGUGGACUCUACUCAAAAAAGUGCUUUGGAAACAAUGCAUAUCGGAGCUGGAUUCGAGACGAGCUAGCUGAGGUGGUGAAAUACGAGGAGAAAUUUGGGGGAAUCAUACUGGAUUGUAGUCAAGCUCCGGCUCCACCAGCCGUAUCCAGUAUCAAUCAGUCACCGGCGGCUCCAGCUAAGGCUUACAACGAUAAUCCAUUUUACUUUCCGAUAAAAAAUUUACACACAAUCUCGCCAAAGUACAUCGAAAUCAUGAGAAAGAAAGCUCAUUUAGUUAUCAGAAUGUUGGAGCACAGAAUCGGCCAAGAAUUGCUCUUACAGGUAUUUAACAAACAGUUGGCAUUGGCGUCGAAUGCAGCUUCAACGAAGAUUAGCAGCGGAUUGUGGCAUCAAUUGCAUAUUUCCACAAACAUCUUCACGAAAGCGAUCUUUACCGUGACUGGAAAGGAUAUGGCCGUUUUUAUCGAUCAAUGGGUUCGCACUGGAGGUCAUGCAAAAUUUACCAUGACUUCGGUUUUCAAUCGAAAGAGAAAUACGAUUGAACUGGAAGUUCGUCAGGAUGCAGUCAACCAGAAAGGUGUUAAGAAGUAUGUCGGUCCCCUGUUGAUUCAGUUGCAGGAGUUGGAUGGGACGUUUAAACAUACGCUGCAAAUCGAGAAUAUUGUUGUUAAAGCGGAUAUCACUUGUCACUCUAAGAGUAGGAGGAAUAAAAAGAAGAAAAUCCCGCUCUGCACUGGAGAGGAAGUUGACAUGGAUCUGUCUCCUAUGGACGAAUCUCCCGUCCUAUGGAUACGCCUUGAUCCGGAAAUGACUCUCCUCAGAUCGGUCCACAUCGAGCAGCCGGAUUUUCAGUGGCAAUUUCAGCUGCGUCACGAACGGGACGUUACCGCUCAGUUGGAAGCAAUCGCUGCCCUUGAACGGUACGCUUCCCCAGCGACUCGGCUAGCACUUACGGAUACCAUUGAAAAUGAGCAAGUGUUCUUCGAAGUGCGCUGCAAAGCAGCACACUGCUUGACAAAGGUUGCCAAUGCCAUGGUAACGUCCUGGCAGGGCCCCCCGGCGAUGUUGACCAUCUUCAAGAAAUUUUUCGGAUCGUUCAGUGCGCCACAUAUUAUUCGACAGAACAAUUUUACCAACUUCCAGCACUACUUUCUGCAGAAAACCAUUCCGGUUGCUAUGGCAGGUCUAAGAACGGCACAUGGCAUCUGUCCACCUGAAGUUAUCCGAUUUCUGUUGGAUUUGUUCAAGUAUAAUGAUAACACAAAGAAUCACUAUUCGGAUAAUUACUACCGGGCGGCACUGGUGGAGGCGUUAGGGAACUCGAUUACUCCGGUUAUUUCCGUUGUCCACCAGGGAAUGACGCAUACAUCGGAGAACCUUUCGGCGGACUCAAAAUUAGUCCUGGAGGAAGUCACGCGGAUACUCAAUCUCGAGAAGCAUCUCCCGUCGUACAAAUAUACAGUAUCGAUCGCGUGCCUCAAAGUAAUCCGUAAGCUACAGAAAUGUGGCCAUCUGCCGACGAAUCCGAAAAUCUACCGUAGCUAUGCCGCUUACGGCCAGUACAUCGACGUUCGGGAUGCUGCAAUGGAAUGUCUGGUCGACUUUGUAAAAAUUGACGGUCGCUGGGAGGAUUUGGAACAUUUGAUCGAUAUGUUAGAAACGGAUCCAGAUCCGAUGGCUAGACAUAAGUUGGGUCGGUUACUGAUCGAAAAUUUACCAUUCGAUAAGGGUAACAAGCAUAGGCUGGAUCGGGAGGAACUGGCACUAAGGAUUUGGAAUAAUAUGAAUGGUCUUCUUUCGCACGACACACGACUUCGCUGUGAUAUGGUUGAUCUGUACUACACACUGUACAACACACGUGUUCCAAACUGUCUGCCAAACCCAGAACUAGCAUCAAUCCUGAAACCGCAGAAGUUAGCAUCGUCUUUUGCAGCGGUGACCGAUCGUGCGCCCGAGAUUGACCAACCAUCUGAAAUCGAACUAAAAUCUUUUUCGCAUAAACGUCCUCGAUCCUCGAGCCCGCUGGAUAUAAAGCCGCUGGACUUGAUCGAUAUUGGUCCUACGGAGCUGAUGAUGUCCAAGAGUCGCGAAGGUUCACCUCUUCUAGCCGAGGAAAUCCGUGAGGACAUCAUUUUGGAAACGGUCGAUUUGAGCAUAAAAACCGAAAUUGUAGAAACGGAAAAAUCGAUUCUCAAGGAAGAAAUUAUCGAUCUAGAUGAUAACAAUUCAGAGACGCACGUUGAUGCGCCUCCACCGGAGAAGAAAUCAAAAACGGAGUUUUAUUCGGAUAAUUCUAUAUCGCUGCCGGGAAUCACACCUAGCAGUAGUUCAGUGACUGGUCCAACCGGCUUCGAGCCGGGCAUGUUCAGUAAAUCAUCCGAAGCGUUGCCUACAGUUGCGUCCGAGCCGAGCAUUGGUAGUAAAUCCGAUGGAAGCAAGAAAAAGAAGAAGAAAGACAAGAAGAAGCACAAACAUAAGCAUAAGCACAAGCAUAACAAGGACAAAGAUAAGGAUCGGGAUCGGGAUAAAGACCGUGAUAGAGAACGCGAGAAGAGCAAAGAAAAGAAGGAUCCAAGCAUUAUACGGUUGAACAAGGAAGAUACCCAGGAAACGCUGAGUUCGGCAGAUUCCGGUUCUAGCAGGGAUAGUAUUCCAACGACAUUGGAUUUAACAUUAUAAAAUUGUAUGGCUAACUUGUUACUAUCG